UUAGGCUAUAUAUUAACCCUAUCAAAAUCAUCCCCAUUACUUAUGGAAGAGUCUUGGCCAUUGCUAUUCAGACAAUUGAUAAAGGAGGAUACAGCGGGUACCAUUUUUCUAUAUGAAAAAGUUAACAGAUACUCACUCGUACGCACUUCAAGCGACAAAGCAGAAACGGUAGCUGAUCUCUUUCCUACAUGGCUAUCUAAGAUUGCUUUUGAUCCCCAUGGCCUUAUUAUGAAGCAUGCUGUAGAUGUGGCUGUCAUGUUGGACACUUUAGCUCACGACCCUCGAUUAGAUUUAACGCACCUGAUUCCCUUAUUUUUGUUGCAGUUGGUCAUUUUAAAGGAUGAAGUUGUAAAAGAUACGGCGAUCGAUAUGUUUGCUCAAUUGAUUACUCAAUUGGAUAGAUCAGAAAGCAAAUCGUUUAUGGGAGCAAGAUAUCUGAUUUUGGAGCUCUUAACCUCGACAGAGGCUAAAUGGCCAGGCAUUUUCCAAAUUGUUCUCGAUAACAUAUUUUCCAGGGCAAUUGCAAUGCACAUAGCUGAUAGCGAAGGGGCUGUGAAUGUCGAAAAGAUUCUGGGGAACUUGGCUUUAUUAUUUGAGCAUGAUUCUACCGCACCCAAUGAACCAACAGCAGGCUUUCAAGCUUUUCAUUCAUAUAUGACGACUCAUUGGCGCCAAGUGACUCUACUCUUCUUGAAUCAUCCGUCCAUGGAAUGUCGUGCCGUGGGAUAUCGUGUUUUGACAAAUUCCAAAUUUUGGCUGCCUAUUACCAAUAAGGAUGAUUUGCAAACUAUUGCAAAACUCUUUGUUGAUGCUUGGUUUAGAAAUUUGAAAGGUCGAUAUGUCCAAUGUGGACAGCCACAGGAAGAAAAGGAUAUCAACGCGAUACAACAGGAAAAAAUAAGUUUAUUGAAUAGAAUGCAAGCAACUGGAGCACAAGUUGAUGCAUAUAAACAACAAACUCGACAACCAAACUCAUUCAUCAUGACGAAGCCGCCUCAAUUUGUCACAAGCAUUAACUGUCUCAGCCAAGAAGAAGUAGAAAAUCAAGGUUUUUUGACUAUCAGAGAUAAGAUUUAUGUGGAUAAUAUUGAGAGGACAGCCAGUCUUUUCUAUUUCUCAAAAUAUUUGCCAACUACAACUUGUGAUGGCUUUAUGCAAGUAGUUGUUCACAUUUUGUCUUACUUAUGCCGAAAAUGGGAACCGAAUUCGAUACCUUUGGACACGUAUGACGACGUGUUACCUCACAAUAUACCUUACCAAUGCGAUAUAACAAUUGGAAGUGCUUUCAAAGAUCAUCCUGUUUUGUUUCUCAUUUUCGAAAAAUAUACAAAUGCAAUACGCGAAUCGGCAAACGAACAGCUUCUACAUCAGUUUCCUACCAAUGAAAUCGUACGCAGCAUAUUGAUCUAUCUCAUCGUUUUUUGGUAUAUGAGAGAAGUUGUUACCAUUCCCACAACACUUCGAUUUGCUACUCAACUUGAAGAAACAACACGGCUCUUAUUGCUAUUGGAACCUGUAAGUACUAUUUGA
This is a messenger RNA of Mycotypha africana, 1530 nucleotides long. RefSeq lists its product as uncharacterized. The record is from RefSeq and is a predicted model, not a curated record. NCBI's taxonomy places the organism in Eukaryota, Fungi, Mucoromycota, Mucoromycetes, Mucorales, Mycotyphaceae. The annotation marks the transcript as partial. The transcript has 6 exons.